Hevea brasiliensis (rubber tree) is the source of this 1951-nucleotide messenger RNA. RefSeq names its product phenylacetaldehyde reductase. The coding region runs from base 518 to 1558 and encodes 346 amino acids. Lineage: Eukaryota; Viridiplantae; Streptophyta; Magnoliopsida; Malpighiales; Euphorbiaceae. Gene Ontology annotation, molecular function: oxidoreductase activity, acting on the CH-OH group of donors, NAD or NADP as acceptor. The transcript is spliced from 6 exons. The record is from RefSeq and is a predicted model, not a curated record.
UACGAGAGUGGGAUUAAACGAAGCAAAAAUGGAGCAAUUAAAAUAAAAGAACAUAGAUUUUACAUUUGGCAAUGUAUUUACGUCCAUGGAGCCGCUGCAGUAUUCUUACUAUGAGAAAAAAAAAAAUCUGCAAUUCAUCAUUUUAGCAUUUCCUGUAUAUAGCAGAAUACAAUAAUGAGUGUUGCCCCCGCACCUUAACUAUCCCAACUGUCUAUUGAUGGUACAACGAUGUGGUUCUGCUCCACACCGCUUCACCCGCCUCUCUGCGCAUAAUAUCCUUCCAUUUGUUUUUAAAUAUCCAAUAAUAAUCUUAAUAUGAGACACUCUAAUUCAACAUGUUCAAACAUUAAUCUAUGGCAUUCUUUAAUUCUUUCUUUCAAAUUAUAAUCCUUUUCCAGUCUCUUGGAUUCCUUAAUAUCCGCAAAUAAAAGUGGCUAAUUCCUCUUAAAUUGUUACAGAAUUAAAGUGGUCCCCCAUUUUCUAGAUUUUAUAAGUAGCCUACCACCCACCCCUCCAUAUGCACACACAAGACACAGACAGGAUGAGCGGAGAAGGCAAGGUGGUAUGUGUAACAGGGGGGUCAGGUUACAUAGCUUCAUGGCUAGUUAAUUUCUUGCUGCAAAAGGGUUAUACAGUCAGAGCCACCGUUCGCGACCCAAGUGAUCCAAAGAAAACAGAUCACUUGCUUGCUCUUGAUGGAGCUAAGGAAAGACUUCAUUUAUUCAAAGCUGAUUUACUGGAAGAAGGGUCUUUUGAUUCUGCAAUUGAUGGGUGUGAAGGUGUUUUCCAUGCAGCAUCCCCUGUAUUAAUUUCAGCAACUGAUCCACAGGCAGAACUAAUUGAUCCUGCAGUGAAAGGAACACUUAACGUACUUAAAUCAUGUACAAAAGUUCAGUCUAUCAAGAGAGUGGUUAUAACAUCUUCUAUUGCAACAGUUAUGUUUGACAGAAAACCUCAGACCCCUGAUGUGGUGGUAGAUGAGACUUGGCAUUCGGAUCCAGCAGUUUGUAAGGAAAUGAAGCUUUCGUAUAUGCUUGCAAAAACCUUGGCGGAAAAGGCUGCUUGGAAUUUUGCAAAAGAGAAUGCAAUUGACUUGGUUACAAUACAUCCAGCAUAUGUGAUUGGCCCUCUCUUACAGCCAACUCUUAAUGCCAGUGUGGCGAUGAUUUUUAAUCUUGUAAAUGGUAGCAUUCAGCAACCGUUUAAUUAUAUAAGAAUUAUAAAUGGAGCUCAGACAUAUCCCAACGAAUAUUACGGGUCAACUGAUGUUAGGGACGUUGCAGAAGCUCAUAUUCAAGCUUUUGAGAUUCCUUCAGCUUAUGGCAGAUAUUGUUUAGUUGCAAAUGUGUCGCACUAUUCUGAACUUGUGAAGAUUGUCCAUGAACAUUUUCCCUCCUUGCAACUUCCUGCAAAAUGUGAUGAUAAACCUCAAUUCAUGCCACAUGUCAAGGUAUCCAAAGAGAAAGCAAAAACUUUGGGUAUCAACUUCAUUCCUCUGGAAGCUACUCUCAAGGACACUAUUGAGAGCCUGAAGGAGAAGGGCUUCCUCAGCAUCUAAUUAGAUCGUAUGUGAUAGUGAGGUGAUGCAAAAACGAGCCAGAAAAUUUAGAACGAACAUUGUGCUUUUCCCUAAAAACCUUCAGGGUUCAAAUACUUGUAUAUAUCGUUUUGAAUUUCUCCAAUUGUUAUUGAAGAUUGUAUGUGAAAGACAUGCUCACUUGCUCACCAUCUUCCUGAAUAGUAAAUUAAUGUCGUCACAGAAGAUUGUGGUCAAUCCUUGUACGCAUGGGUUGUGCUUAGCUGCAUGUAUCUGGGAUUUAUUACAUUACCAUGUGGAUGAUCACAAUUGUAGGAAAUGUUUUGUAUGAUUUUCUUGCAUAGCAGAUGUCAAGAUGACAAGCUUUAUGCAGAUAAAAUCAAAUAAAUUCCCUCUGCAAUUUCUGCCUCGAUC